CCGCAGAUAACCGGCAGCGCCAUGCUGGUUUUUGCCUCCAGGCGGGACGACGUUGUGGCCCGCCUUAAGGAUGAUCCCCUGGUCAAGGAGCGGGUUUGGGAUCUCGAGAAUGCGCAGAUCUAUCCUUUCUUCCGACCUAGGCGAAGUGCUAUUUGA
Fusarium vanettenii 77-13-4 is the source of this 156-nucleotide messenger RNA. RefSeq lists its product as uncharacterized. The annotation marks the transcript as partial. Lineage: Eukaryota; Fungi; Ascomycota; Sordariomycetes; Hypocreales; Nectriaceae. The transcript has a single exon. The record is from RefSeq and is a predicted model, not a curated record.